UGGAAAAAAGGAGGAGCCUGCAACUACACAUCAGAGCCCUUUAGUGCAUAAAUUGAGGCUACUUAAGGAUAACUCUAAAGCAAAGUUAUACCAGGUGCUACCUUUAGUGAUCAAACGGAAAACCCGUUGUUUCCUUAAGGUGAACAGUCAAGGAUAUAGCAAAUUAAAGUUUCUUUCUGACAGAAGGAAUGGAAGAACAAUCCGCCAUCUUAGCUGCCAAGAAUGCAGUGCUGAUGCAAAGCACAGCCCUUCCAGAUGACAUCCCCCAUAUCAAGGGCUAUGACUUCAACCAAGGAGUGGACCACCGAGCACUGCUCCAGUCCUUCCUCACCACAGGCUUCCAGGCUAGCAGCGUGGGUCAGGCCAUACAGGAGAUCAACAAGAUGAUUGAGAAACGUCUGGAGCCAGUUGAGGAACAGGAAGCAUGUGACCCCUCAGACUCCUCCCCUUCCCACUCUGGUUGUACCAUCUUCCUGGGGUACACCUCCAACCUCAUCAGCUCUGGAGUGAGAGAAUCCAUACGCUAUCUGGCACAGCACAGAAUGGUGGACGUGAUAGUGACUACAGCUGGGGGAGUUGAAGAGGAUUUCAUCAAGUGUCUGGCCCCCACCUACCUGGGGGAGUUCAGCCUGUCAGGCAAGGAGCUGAGACAGAAAGGCAUCAACAGGAUAGGUAACCUCCUGGUACCUAAUGACAACUAUUGUAAAUUUGAGGACUGGCUAAUGCCCAUCCUGGACAAGAUGGUGCAAGAGCAGAAAGAUGAGGGUACCCACUGGACUCCGUCCAAGAUGAUUCAUCGUCUAGGCAAGGAGAUCAACAACCCAGAGUCAGUAUACUACUGGGCUUACAAGAAUGACAUUCCGGUGUUCAGCCCUGCCCUUACGGAUGGCUCAAUAGGAGACAUGAUCUAUUUCCACUCCCAUAAAAACCCUGGACUUAUAUUGGAUAUAGUGGAGGAUAUCCGUAGGAUGGACAGCAAAGCAGUGUUUGCUAAGCGAACAGGGAUGAUCAUUCUGGGAGGGGGGCUGGUCAAACACCAUAUUGCCAAUGCCAAUCUCAUGAGAAAUGGAGCGGACUACGCAGUGUUUGUGAACACGGGGCAGGAGUUUGAUGGUUCUGACUCAGGUGCCAGACCGGAUGAGGCAGUGUCUUGGGGGAAGAUCCGCAUGGAUGCCAAGCCAGUCAAGGUCUAUGCUGAUGCUUCCAUAAUCUUUCCACUGCUGGUAGCUGAGACAUUUGCCUUCCAUGCUGAUAAGCUGAUUCCUGAGAAGACACAAAAUUUUUCCAACUGAACACUUGAUGGGUCACUCACUAACUUCUUUGUUUUAUGCAUUUAGUCAACAUGUUAUUUGCUGACUAUUCUCUAUAUUAUUUCAGGUACAUUGGUUCACCUCAAUCACAGUAUUUAAUAGAAUAUCAUAAUGUACAUAUACUUGUGUUUUGUUUACCUAAACAUGUCAUGUUCAUUUGUCGCUAAGCUUUAGUGUUGCAUUUGGAAAAUGACCAGGUGUACCAAAAGUUGUACCAAAUCCACAGAUCCACAGGUAAUUCAAGGUUUAAAGUGGUGAAUGUU
Molecule: messenger RNA, 1573 nt
Organism: Esox lucius (northern pike)
Lineage: Eukaryota; Metazoa; Chordata; Actinopteri; Esociformes; Esocidae
Product: deoxyhypusine synthase-like
Exons: 10
Coding region: 189-1292 (367 amino acids)
Biological process (GO): peptidyl-hypusine biosynthetic process
Cellular component (GO): cytoplasm
Molecular function (GO): deoxyhypusine synthase activity
Source: RefSeq, a predicted model, not a curated record